Messenger RNA from Callorhinus ursinus (northern fur seal), 545 nucleotides. The record is from RefSeq and is a predicted model, not a curated record. Lineage: Eukaryota; Metazoa; Chordata; Mammalia; Carnivora; Otariidae.
AUGUACCUAAUCACUGUGCUGGGGAACCUGCUCAUCAUCCUGGCCGUCAGCUCAGACUCCCACCUCCACACCCCCAUAUACUUCCUUCUCGCCAACCUGUCCUCUGUAGACAUCUGCUUCACCUCCACCACCAUCCCCAAGAUGCUAUGGAACAUCCAGACUCAGAGCAAUGUCAUAAGCUACGCAGGCUGCAUCACACAGAUUUAUUUUAUCAUACUCUUUGCUGGGUCAGAAAUCUUUCUCCUGAGUGUGAUGGCCUAUGACCGGUUUGUGGCCAUCUGCCACUCCCUGCACUACACAGUCAUCAUGAACCCCCAGCUCUGUGGACUGCUGGUUCUGGUGUCCUGGCUCUCUGUUGUCUCCUUGUUUUAUUGUACAUUGCUUGGUGUGUACCUUAGCGCUCCUGCUCCGCAGAUCCCCCAGUCAGGUACAGUGGUCUCUGUGAUGUACACGGUGGUCACGCCCAUGCUGAAACCCUUCAUCUAUACCCUGAGGAACAAAGACAUAAAGAGGGCUCUGAAGGGAAUCAUUGGGGCUCCAGUGAU